This is a messenger RNA of Hevea brasiliensis (rubber tree), 390 nucleotides long. RefSeq lists its product as uncharacterized. The record is from RefSeq and is a predicted model, not a curated record. The transcript is spliced from 2 exons. Lineage: Eukaryota; Viridiplantae; Streptophyta; Magnoliopsida; Malpighiales; Euphorbiaceae. Bases 1 to 390 code for a protein of 129 amino acids.
AUGGCAUUGAAGAGACCGAGAGAUACUCGUUGGAGUUCUCAUUAUGGUACGCUUAUUAACUUGAUGCAUUUAUUUCCUUUUAUCAUUGAUGUUCUUAAGUAUAUUGGAGAAAAUGGUAGUGAUGAUCCACAAAUGGCUGAAGCAAUUGAUUUGCCAGAUAUUAUGAAUCGAUUUGAAUUUGUCUUUGUAUUGCAUCUUAUGAAAAAGAUUUUGGGAAUCAUAUAUGAGUUAUCACAAGUUUUACAGAGGAAGGAUCAAGGUAUUUUAAAUGCUAUGAAUCUGAAUGUCUAUGUGGCUAAAGGGAGAUCAAGGCAUGGAAGUGAAGAAAUGAUAAAUCUUCAUCAUUAUCGUGUUGAGUUGUUUUAUUCUGUGAUUGAUAUGCAGUUUUAA